UUGAUAAAUUAUUGCUAUUUUAUUAAAAAUUUGAUUUACAUUAACAUUGAGAGUGCAUUCGCACGGUUUUUAAUUGAAUUCGAUCAAAAUCGAUUACAAGAUUCGUUUCCAGAAAACAAAAUUCAAAACCCACCAAGCAUUUCUUCGUUAGCGAAGAAAAAAAACGUAACUUUACCACAAAAAAAAUGGUGAACUUGUUUCUGACAAAACCCAACUGGAAACAAGAAAACACAGGCAAAGACAGCAACUUAGGGAAGCAAUGGGUAAUUCUUUUGAAGAAAUUAGAGUCAAUUAUCUGGUCAUUUGUAACUUCUGGCGGUGGAGGUAAAUCAGAAGCUCGUUUAUGGCUUUGUAAUUCAGUAGCAGCCAUUAAUUCACUAACACCACGUCAGCAGAGGGAUUUGUUUGUGAAAUUGUUGAGGAAGAGACCUGUUAAUAAGAGCUUGGCAUCACAGGUUUUGCAUAUGAUGUUUGAGAAGCGGAGGAAGGAAGUUGGGGAUGUUCUUGCUAAGAGAAGCUAUUUGCUUGAGAAAUUCUUUGAUGGUAAUCCCGUUCGUAUAAUGCAAUGGUUUUCGAACUUUGCUGAUAAUGGUGGAUUGAAUCACAAAAAAGGUGCUAAAGCAUUGUCACAAUUUGCUUUUGUUAAUCGCGAUAUAUGUUGGGAGGAGCUUCAGUGGAAGGGUAAACAUGGGCAAUCACCUGCUGUGGUUGCUACAAAGCCUCAUUACUUUCUUGAUUUGGAUGUACAGAAAACUGUAGAAAAUUUUAUUGAAUAUGUGCCGGAGUUUUGGUCAUCUGAUGAGUUUGCACAGUCCUUGAGAGAUGGCAAUAUUUUGUCCAUUGAUACAAAAUACUUUGUGGAAUUUUUCCUCGGUUUGAUGUAUGAAGAGGAUGCAAGAGAUGUUUGGGAUGUUAUGAAUGAGUUUCUCACGGAGGAAACUUUUUCUUCUUUGUGUAGUCGCCUUCUAAUUACUCUCGAAGAGGGGGAGUUAUGCACUGUUCUGGAAUUGCUUGGUAGAAAUUUUAGCUUACAAACAGAACCUGAACAUUUUGAGAACUCAUCUUGCUGGCUUGAAUUUGUAUUUUCUGAAUUCAAAGAUUGUGAUACCAUUGAUGAGAUACUUCUGUUAAAUGCGGUUGCUAUUAAAGGCCGCCAGCUUCUACGGCUUUUGCUUGAUGAGGAGUCAGAAGAGGAACAAGCAAAAGUUAAGGAUAUUAUAUCACAGAUAUGCACAAUCUCAAGCAGCAUCAAUAGCAUGCUUCCUUUAUUAAAUGAGUGCUUGAAGUUGCACUCUGUAGAAGCAGUUAAGCUCUUGGGGCUUCAGUCAUGGGUUAUUCAUCAUCAAUUAUUAGAGCAGCCUCGGAGCCUAGAAUCAUGGGAAUCUUUAUUUUCAAAUAACGGAAUAAGUUUCAAAAAAUCCGAUAAAUAUGCAUUUGUUGAUCAUAUAUGUUCUGAAGAAUAUAAUUCUGGAUCAGAUGAUGAUGCUUUAAUUAAAAGAAAGCACAGGAAGAAAAAGAAAAGUAAGAAAAGGAGAAGGAACUUUGAUGAUGAUGAUGAGCUUUUGUUGUUUGAUAGGUCGAAUGAUUCGCUGGGGCUACAAUCCAGGGCUGUAAGUUGGUGCCUCUCUACAGAUGGGUUUUCUGCAUCAUGGACCAAUAUUAUGUGAUCAUCAACAUGUUCUGCAGGUGGAUUUGCCUGAACACCUCUCAAAGUUUUGCUUUUCUACCUGGAUGAAGUGGUUGCUAAGUGCUAGAUGAUGUGGCAUAAUUCACGUAGCCGCAUAUGGUAGGAUAUCUAAUUUUACUCCAAAAUGGUAAUUUGUUAGAUCAUAAAUAUGAUCUGAAUUUUUUUCGUCUUUCCUCACUUCUUUUGUCAUUGCACGUCAAUGAUUAGGCUUAAAAGUGGCAAGGGAAGCUAUCUAUAUUUUGGCAUUUUAUUUCCAUUUUCGAAAAAGCUUUUAAAACUCAUAAAUCUUAUAUUUAUAACUUACUCCUAUAAUUUUUUUUUUUCCGAUUUCCCAAUUCAGUGUUUUCCGUUUUCACUUUCUUGCAACAAUAGUGGAGUUUUAGAUUGUGGCCGUAGUGUUAUCAAAGGCGUGCCUCAGUCGAGUGGCACCGGCUUGGGUGCCUCAUCCGUCAAGAGGCGGGCUAGUUCCCAAAAGGCGUGCGCCUUUGGCGCCUCCCCCGUGUGGCAAGGCACUUGUGAGGCGUGGCUUCCGGAAAUUUAGGGCACUUUUGAUUUUUCUUUUUGGAAAUUAAAACAAAGCGUUAAUCACACAUUUAAACCAUAAAAAAUAUAAAUCUAAACUACAGUUCAAAUUUCGCCUGGAGCACAAGGACCCCUUGGUGCCUUUCGCCUUGAUCACAAGGACCCCCUGGCACCUUUCGACUUCAAUAACUGUAUUUGUUUAAAGAAGUUUAGAAUUUCUCGUUGAUCAGAUCCUUUGAAGCAGUUUAAUACUUGGAAGCAGAAUUCUACAGAGUUAAAUUGGAGUCAUAUCUUCUCUCAAAUCGAUUAACUUCAGAUCUCCUGCAUGAUGCCGGCAUGUUGCUGGGUUAGUCUGCCAGUUGUAAACUCUAUCAGAUUCAUCUAUCAGCAAUCACCUUAAGAAGUAUAGGACUGCCUACUGAACAGUUUAAGAUGGAAGAGCGUAGCAUACACGUAGAGAGACGCAGAUUCAAGAAAGGGUGGUUACUGGUUAGGGUUUGCAGAAGUGAAGGAAAAAUAAAUCAAUUUUGUUUCGUACGGAGGCUGCAAGAUCGUUCUGUUCGUAUAGAGAUAGAAUAUGAAUUGAUGCAUUUUUGAACACUUGGUUAUACCAAUUUCAACUGUACCAAUGUCUUCACUAGCAUUAUGAGUCCAUUUGAGGUCUGCCUUCAGUCAGAUUGUGAAUUGAAUCUUUGUACUUUUAUUGAUUUGUAAUGCAACAGCAAGUUCAAAUGUUAAUACAAAAUUCCAUAUUGGCUGAA
This is a messenger RNA of Mercurialis annua (annual mercury), 2970 nucleotides long. RefSeq lists its product as uncharacterized. Lineage: Eukaryota; Viridiplantae; Streptophyta; Magnoliopsida; Malpighiales; Euphorbiaceae. The transcript is spliced from 4 exons. The record is from RefSeq and is a predicted model, not a curated record. Bases 186 to 1667 code for a protein of 493 amino acids.